AUGCCAGAUCCCAGAGACUACACGAUCGGCUGCGUCUGCGCCGUUAAGAAAGAGCUCAUCGCUGCUCAAGCGUUCCCUGACGAAGAUCAUGGCGAACUAGACUCGCAGCCGGCAAACGACAACAAUGACUAUACUCUCGGUCGGAUAGGCAAGCACAAUGGCGUCAUUGUGGUACUGCCGCACUGGGAGUACGGGCUCUCGCCAAGGUUACCGUUGAGGGAUCAGCGCUUGGGUACUUGCAUCGGUGUUUAUGCGUAA
This is a messenger RNA of Anthostomella pinea, 258 nucleotides long. NCBI's taxonomy places the organism in Eukaryota, Fungi, Ascomycota, Sordariomycetes, Xylariales, Xylariaceae. The record is from the annotation of a GenBank genome assembly.